Messenger RNA from Rodentolepis nana, 267 nucleotides. Lineage: Eukaryota; Metazoa; Platyhelminthes; Cestoda; Cyclophyllidea; Hymenolepididae. The record is from the annotation of a GenBank genome assembly.
AUGCUAGGGUUCUGUGGGUCCUCGACAGGCGAUAACAAAGAGUAUGGCAGCAAGGAAGUCAGGGGCCAAAUAAGACUUCUCGGAGCACGUCAUGGCGUCUGCACCAAAGCUUUUAGCUUACCUUCUUUCCUCAAUAACCCCAGUCCAAACUGUAUUUCCGGCCUGUUUGCCGAGAAGAAGGCAGGUGAAGUUUCAAUAGGAGAUCAAGGGGAGUUCGUUAGUUCACCUUCGCAGAAUUCGGGUAUUCUCAAAUCUAUUGAUGUCUAA